Molecule: messenger RNA, 2055 nt
Organism: Stylonychia lemnae
Lineage: Eukaryota; Ciliophora; Spirotrichea; Sporadotrichida; Oxytrichidae
Source: the annotation of a GenBank genome assembly
AUGCAGUCUCAGCAUUAGCAAAUGAUAAAGAAUAAUUUGAAUAAAAAUACUUUUGAUGAGUUAACUUUGCAAAAUUUCUAAGCUUGGAAAGCUAAGUGCAAGGAAUUCUUAUAGAAUGCUUUGGAAAUAAUCAUUUAACAGAGAGAGGCUUCUUUUGGAAAUUCAAAUCCAUCAAACCCACUCAAACAGGUAACUUAGCAUAUCUCACUCACAAACAUGAAAAUUUAGUUCGGGAUGCAUAUCAAUAACAUGAACGAUAUAAGAUCAUUGCUCUCGGCAUUUGAUCCUAUGAACCAAGUGACACCUUAAGAACAAGAAGCAGAUGAAGAUACCAUGAAACCAUUUAUCUAGGAAUUAUUUCUUGAUGUUACUCACACAAAUAGAAUAGGUUCAGUUUUAUCGGAGCGCUGGAAUUUCGCUCUCGCAUUGUCACCAUUUGCUCAAUAAAAUACUAAUGUAUCCAAAGAUGAUAAGAGAAGGUUAGCAGAUGCAUAAAAAUCAGGUAAUGAGUUUAUUUAAGAUGUUAACCAAGAUUUUAAAACUGAGUACGAUCUUAAAUAUGACAUAGAUCUCUUGAAAAAUGAGUUUUAUGACUAAAGUCAAAUUAAAGUAAAGUAGCUAGCAUCCAUCAGCAAUCAUUUCGGAGAUCUAAGUAUUGAAGUCUAAUAUAUUGAUCAAAAUGACAUCAUCAGGAACUUUCAAAGUCUGCAUUUCUUGAAGUAGGAUGAGCAGAGAAGAGCAAAACCUAAUGCUUUCUAAUAAUCUUUGAUGAGUGCACUUGGACCAUGUAAUAAUUUGCUCUAGGUCCCACAAGGUCAACCUUCUUCAUCUUUUAUAGUGUAACUAAAGCCCUCGAGUAAUAUUGGAUAAAUUAAUAAUUAGGGAAGAUUCAGAGCGAAUUCUGAUAACACUUAUAACUAGUCUAUUGCUUAGAGAGCACUUAAAUAGCAAUAUCUUGCUAACUCAAGAAACAAUAUGAACUCUCCAGGACCAUCAGAUAAUAUCAUGAUUAAAGAGGAUUACUUCACUGCUGAGAAAAAUAAAUUUUACUAUUAGAUCUCAAAUAAGCACUCAGGCUAUUCAAAUUCUUCAGCUCAUUCCAACAAAUCCUCAGAAUUCUCCAAAAAGGGUACCCCUCCAUUUAUCCCUUAAAUAAAUUGUCUGCCUACCACACAGGGCUCCUCAACUGUACUUAAAUCAUCCUUAGAUGGAAAUGGAGGUUUCGGAAAUUUCGAUAUGCAUGAUUUUAACUCAAAUCGACCAUCUCGUCCGAAGAUUGACCCAUUUAAGAAAUUUGAUAAUUUGAAUACAUCUAGGAACAGGAAUUACAGAUUGUCGUUCGAUGAAGGUUCAAAAUAAAUUCAGAGCCAAAGAAGUUUGACAUCGUUGUUCAAUCCUGCGAAUGGAGCCUAAUAGAAUUCAUUCAGAAAAGGUUCUAUAAAUAUGCUCUUAGAGAACAGUAACUCUAAAUCAAACAAAUAGCUGAUUUUAGAGGAGACACAAAAUGACUUUGAUCUGAUAUAAAACCCUUUCAAUAAUAACCCAUUUCACAAUGGAGAUAUCGCAGCAAGCUUAGAAAAAACAAAUAAUGAUGGCAUUAGUCCCUCAUAGUUUUAUCAUGUCCUUCCAAGAAAAAGCUCAUCGAUAUUCAAAAACGAAGGAGAAGUCAGAGCAUCAUUAACACAUGAAUCUAUUAAGAGGAUAUCAAGUUGCAGUGAGAUGUUUCCAGGAGGAGAUCCACUAUUCUAAAUAGAUGAGAAAAAGAAGUACAUCGGUUUUUUAGAGGAGAGUGAUGAGGAAAAAAGUUAGAGUGACGGCACUGAUGACAGUGAGGACGAAGACUAAGAUUUUAUGGAGAAAAUAGAAUAGUAUCAAAAUAAGUUAUAGAGAGAGAUCCAAAAAGAGAAUAGCACCUGUUCUAGCAAGCACCAAUUUCAAGAAAAAUCAGAGUGCGCUUGUCUUGCCACAAUAAUAAAGAAUCUAGAAAAGAUAGUGAAUGUCCAGUUCUAGUAAGGAUUUUAGGGAAAAAUGCCUUUAUCCAGAACUCACUCUUGA